Oncorhynchus keta (chum salmon) is the source of this 1484-nucleotide messenger RNA. RefSeq names its product transmembrane protein 151B-like. NCBI's taxonomy places the organism in Eukaryota, Metazoa, Chordata, Actinopteri, Salmoniformes, Salmonidae. The record is from RefSeq and is a predicted model, not a curated record. The transcript is spliced from 5 exons. The coding region runs from base 75 to 1484 and encodes 469 amino acids.
GUCCCCUGCAGCAGUCCCUGGCUGCCUCUCUGUGUCGUGAGUCUUACUGGAAGUGCCUCCUCCUCACUCUCCUCAUGUACGGCUGUUUCACCACGCUGGGCUGGUGUGUCGUCUGCCGCGUCCCAGCUCUGGGCUCCGGGGAGUAUGUUGUUAUCUCGGCUCCGUCCGCCACCACCUUACCUGAUUUACCUCAGCUGCACCUCCAGCACGACAGGCCAUGUUCCAGUGGGUAUGUGUAUAUCCCUCUAGCCUUCCUAGCUAUGCUGUACGUGGUGUAUCUGGUAGAAUGCUGGCACUGUUACUCCAAGACCGCCAUUUUGGCUCACGCAGAGACGGCAGAGGUGUAUGAGCGUGUCACAAGGCUCCAGCAGGCCACUCCCUGUAUCUGGUGGAAGGCCAUCAGUUACCACUACGUCAGACGGACCAGACAGGUGACCAGGUAUCGCAACGGAGACGCUUAUACCACUACACAGGUCUACCAUGAGAGGGUUAACACCCACGCCUCCAGCUCUGAGUUUGACUACGGUCGCCACGGGGUUAAAGACGUCUCCAAGAAUCUACAGGGACUUCAGGAGCAUCCAGCUGUUAGGCUACGCUUCACCAAGUGUUUCAGUUUUGCCAGCGCCCGUGCGGAGGCUGCAUACCUCACCCAGCGAGCACGCUUCUUCGGAGACAACGAGGGUCUGGACGACUACAUGGAAGCCCGGGAAGGGAUGCAUCUAAAGAACAUGGAUUUCAAGGAGCAUAUCCUGGCGUUCCCGGACCCGACCCGGCAACCGUGGUAUUCCCGACACCGGGUCUUCUGGCUGGCCUCAGCGUUCCUCUUCUCCUGGCCCAUCCGGGUCGUGUCGGAGUACUGCACGGCCCACGUACACUACCACGUGGAGAAACUGUUCGGAGAGGAGACGCUCCGUGAGGACGGAGUGACGGAGAACGGAGGGACGACGGGAGGAGAGAGGAGCGCCAACGGCGGGUCGAGCUACAGAGCGAUAUCGCGGGUGAACACCGUGGACAUGACGGAGCUAGAGUGGCAUAUUCACUGUAAUCAACAAAUGGUUCCUUCGUAUUCCGAAGCUCUUCUCAUGGACAUGGAGAGAGAGAGUAAUGGAGGAGUCGGUGGAACAGGAGGAACUAACACCACCACCUCAACACCUGGAGCGCCGGGCUCCAUCCAGGGGGGCUUUCCAGCCAGCAUGACCCGCCCAGUGGCCUUCUCCACGGCUUACCUCCUCCAGAGCUGCCCCCGGUGUCGGAGUACCACGUCAAGCUCCAGCCUGCCAUCCAGGCUAAGGGCCCCGACGGGGAAUCCAGCCCUGCUGAACGGCACUGUGGUUGGGAUGAGGGCGAAUGGCGUAGGGGGUGUGGGUCCGGGUGGGGGAGGGGGAGGUGGUAGGUUAGUGUUGAGUCGUAGUGGGUUUUCUCUGGGGACACGGCCGAGACCAGCAAGUCUAUUUCACUCUCGUAGUGUGGGGGGGGAGGACUAG